Homalodisca vitripennis (glassy-winged sharpshooter) is the source of this 645-nucleotide messenger RNA. RefSeq lists its product as uncharacterized. The transcript has 2 exons. NCBI's taxonomy places the organism in Eukaryota, Metazoa, Arthropoda, Insecta, Hemiptera, Cicadellidae. The record is from RefSeq and is a predicted model, not a curated record. Bases 1 to 645 code for a protein of 214 amino acids.
AUGCAGACCCUCAGUGAACGUGGUGUGAGUGUUGAGCUCGGUGGCGAGAGGUUGGCAGUGAAAAAUAGUGUUAAAACUCUCGGCGUUGUGCUUGACAGCAAUCUCACCUUCUCUGAGCACGUAACAUUUAGUGUUCAGCGGGCUUUAGGUUGUUUGAAAGGGCUGCACAGAUACCGAACACUACUGCCAGAGUGUGCCAAGAUGCAGAUCAUGCAGUCAAUGGUCUUAUGUGUAUUUAACUGCUGCUAUCCAAAUAGUACUACAAAGGAGGAUGCUGGCAGAAUUCAAAGGCUGCAAAAUUCUGCCAUAAGAUUUAUCUUCAGCCUCAGUAAAUUUGAUCACGUCUCCCCUUCUCGAAAAGAUGCUAAUAUCAUCGCAAUGCAGGACGUGUGCAGAAUGAUGACCUGCUGCAUGGUCCACAAGGCUUCUUACUACCAGCAGCUGGUCCUUUGUUACACUUCCACCUCGCCUGUGUACUGCUUGCUCACCUCUGCUAGGCUUCUUACUACCAGCAGCUGGUCCUUUGUUACACUUCCACCUCGCCUGUGUACUGCUCGCUCACCUCUGCUAGGCUUCUUACUACCAGCAGCUGGUCCUUUGUUACACUUCCACCUCGCCUGUGUACUGCUCGCUCACCUCUGCUAG